AUGAAUGAUAGAUAUACUUAGUUUUAUGGGCUUUCAAUUAUACAUUUUAGAAAUUUGAUUUCAGAAUAUUAAUCAUAAUAAAAAAUUCUGUUGAAAUAGAGGAAGCAGAAGAAAUAAAAUUUUGGGAAAAUAAUUUAAUAGAUGCUAAUAAAAUUUUAGAAUAGUUAGCUGAGAGACUAAAUAUGUAGAACAAUGAAUAAUUUUAGAUAAAUUCAUUAAUAUACUAUAAAUGAAUUGAAAGGUUAAGUGUAAAUAUAAAUUUAUGGAUAAGAUACAGAAAGAAAUAUCCUUUUACUUUGUUCAGAUGAGCAUUAUGAUAUUGGGAUUAGCAAAUUUUGAA
Molecule: messenger RNA, 340 nt
Organism: Paramecium sonneborni
Lineage: Eukaryota; Ciliophora; Oligohymenophorea; Peniculida; Parameciidae
Source: the annotation of a GenBank genome assembly